Messenger RNA from Nicrophorus vespilloides, 702 nucleotides. Its product is annotated as prefoldin subunit 2. Gene Ontology annotation, biological process: protein folding. The coding region runs from base 78 to 518 and encodes 146 amino acids. The transcript has 2 exons. The record is from RefSeq and is a predicted model, not a curated record. NCBI's taxonomy places the organism in Eukaryota, Metazoa, Arthropoda, Insecta, Coleoptera, Silphidae. Gene Ontology annotation, cellular component: cytoplasm; prefoldin complex. Gene Ontology annotation, molecular function: protein folding chaperone.
AAAUCGUGUGGGAUGUCAGUUGAGGAGUGUUUUUUAGUACAUCCAGUUGAUUCACAGUCCCGAAAUUAUAACCAAAAAUGGCAUCAGAGGCGGCGAAGAAAAUGGACAAGAAAGGUAAAGGACCUACCCCCGAUGAUAUCCUCAACGGAUUCAAUACACUUCGCGUGGAGCAACGCACCCUCGCAUCGAAAAUCUCCGAAUUCGAGGCGGACAUCAAUGAACACAAAAUGGUCAUCGAGACUUUGAAGAACGUCGAUGGAGAGAGGAAAUGUCACCGUUUGAUUGGAGGCAUUCUUGUCGAGAAGCAAGUAAAAGAUGUUCUACCUGCUUUAACUUCGAACAGGGAUAAGCUUGUCGUGUUAACGGAGAAACUGAACGAGCAGCUCGCGAAAAUGGGAAAGGAUAUCAUCGAGUACAAAGAGAAGCAUAACAUCAGGAUCAGGGGACAGGAGGAUAUGAAAAGUCAGGACUCAGAUCCAGCACCAAAAGAUACUCGAGGAAACGUUUUGGUCUCUUAAUUGUUAUACACUCUGAUUUCACCCUCUCAUCUAAGGCAAAUAAACAAUUUGUAAUAAGUAAUGAAUCUGUCACAUUGAUCAUUGAAACAUCAUCGGAAGACAUAGGCUUAACAUCACCAUAAUAAUGUGGAAAAAAAAAUUAAACUAAUAAUAAAGAAGCUUCGAUUUUUAACGUAAAAAAAAA